Propithecus coquereli (Coquerel's sifaka) is the source of this 822-nucleotide messenger RNA. RefSeq names its product coiled-coil glutamate-rich protein 2 (gene CCER2). Bases 1 to 822 code for a protein of 273 amino acids. The record is from RefSeq and is a predicted model, not a curated record. Lineage: Eukaryota; Metazoa; Chordata; Mammalia; Primates; Indriidae. The transcript is spliced from 5 exons.
AUGCCGCGCCCCGGGCCCGCCUCGGCGCUGCUGCUGCUGCCGCUGCCCCCGCUGCUGGCGCUGCUGCUGGGGGUGGCCACCGCGGCUCCCUUGGCGCCCAGACCCUCCAAGGAGGAGCUGACCCGCUGUCUGGCAGAGGUGGUCACAGAGGUGCUGUCGCUGGGUCAGGCCCAGAGGGGACCCUGCACAGCUCUCCUCCACAAAGAGAUGUGCGAGACGGAGCCCCACGGCUGCGCGUCCGCCGCGGAGGAAGGCCUGCUGCUUGGGGACUUCAAGAAGCAGGAGGCUGAGAAGACCAGGUCCAGCCAGGAGGUGAGGGAUGAGGAAGAGGAGGAAACAGCAGAGAGCACCCACAAGUCUGAGGUCCGGGAACAGGCCGUCCGCGAGAAACUGCGCAGCCGGCUCCACCAGGAGGAGGAGGAGGAGGCGGAGAAGGAGGAGAGAGGGCCCAUGGAGACCUUCGAGGACCUGUGGCAGCAGCGUCUAGAGGGUGGAGGGGGCCCCCAGAAGCGGGUGGCAGAGAAGGCCAGCGACGAGGAGACGGCCCAGUUCGAGGCAGAGGAGAAGGGCGUGCAGGCGCUGGGCGGGGGCCGCAACCUGUGGCAGGGGGCCGGGACCCGUGGAGGAGAGAGGCCCGAGGACUCGCCGCACCGCCACCACCACCACCCCCGCCACCGCCAGCCAGAGGCUGAGCUCAGGCAGGAGGAGAGGGACGAGGCUUCAGAGAGGGAGGAGCAUGACGUGGAGCAGCUGGAGCGUGCGAGGGACGCGCUGAAGGAGGCCACGGAGAAGCUGGGGGCGCAGCUCAGGAGGGAGGGCUGA